Molecule: messenger RNA, 1116 nt
Organism: Formica exsecta
Lineage: Eukaryota; Metazoa; Arthropoda; Insecta; Hymenoptera; Formicidae
Exons: 7
Coding region: 1-1116 (371 amino acids)
Biological process (GO): sensory perception of taste
Cellular component (GO): membrane; neuronal cell body; dendrite
Source: RefSeq, a predicted model, not a curated record
AUGGCCAGCACUAUAGACAAGACUUUAAAUCCUUUUUGCUUAGUCUUUUGUUUCCUUGGUUCUGGAAUUUUUAGGGAUAGCUUGGGUCAUACGAGAUUUCGCUUCAGCAUCUUUUAUAUACUAACUGUUUGGAGUGUUUAUGCCUGCGCCUUUUAUUGUGUGAAAUUCUUUAGGUGUAUAAAAAAUCUUAGUCUCGUAGACGAUACAUUGGAACAGCUUGGAACACCUAAGGAAUAUUGUAAAAUGCGAAACUCGAUGAAAUGGAUAAUGAUUAUAUGGUUUAUGACAAUUUGCAUAACGUGGAUAUCUGACUAUUUUUGGGAUAUGGAAAAGUUUCAGGACACAAGGGUCAUAAUUAUCCCUGCCAUUAUAAAUUAUCCUUUCCAUCUCAACACUUUUAUGUGUAUAAUGUUUAUAUUUCUUUUAAGAUACAUUGGUACUAGAUUCGAUAAAAUUAACAAUUAUAUUGAGCAACUAUCAGAGACUGAAGAAUGUGGAUUGAGAUGUACUUGGAAAAAAUCUCUUGUUACUCGCUAUUAUGUCCGAAGCGCUAAAAAUCGCGAACAUGUAUUGUGGACUGCAAUGCACCUUCAUUUGGAACUUUGCGGAAUAGCUCGCAAAAUAAAUGAUUUUUUCGGAAUGCAAAUGACUUUGCAGAUGAUAUCCUAUUUUGUACUUUUAACGGGAGUGUUUUAUUAUCAAUACCGUAUGAUAUUAUGCCACAAUCAUAAUUAUAAAGAUAGUGGGGAAAGUCAAUUAAUAUUUUUAAUUCAUGCCGACAUAUGGACCAGCAUAUACUUAAUUAAAUUCGUAACAUUGAAUUAUAUCUGCGAAAAUGUUAGCACUAAGGCGGGGAAAAUCAAGGACGUGAUCCAUAAAUUAACAAACCUUGUCUAUUUUAACCAGUCACGCGAAGAUAUUUUCCAGUUUGUUUUGCAAAUAUCACUUCACCCAUUAAAGUUCAACGGAAUGAGCUUGUUUAACUUUGGCUACGAAUUUAUUGGCAAGUUUUUCAUAGGAAUUCUUAGUCUUAUGAUUUUUAUGGUGCAAAUGGAUACUUCUCCCCUAUCCCGAAUUUUAAUUUCUAACGGAAAUAACGCAUCAUGUUACGCGUAA